Messenger RNA from Peniophora sp. CBMAI 1063, 1017 nucleotides. Lineage: Eukaryota; Fungi; Basidiomycota; Agaricomycetes; Russulales; Peniophoraceae. The record is from the annotation of a GenBank genome assembly.
AUGUUCACCUUCGCCACCUCCGCUAGCCUCUUGGCUCUCGCCGGCUCCGCUUUCGCCGCAGGUCUCAACGCAUCCACUGUAGCUGAGAUCGUCCAGGAGCUCCGUCUUGCUCCCACCAAGGUCGACCAGUCCAAGAUCACCACCGACGAGCUUUCCGUCUUCGACUUCAAUGCGGCGCAGAAGGGUGACAUCGGUGUCACCACUGGUACCGCUGGCCACACCGUCGCCGCUGACUCGGCCAACUUCCCUGCCGUUGUCGGUAACGGUGUAUCCAUGACCAUCGGUUACCUUGGCCCCUGCGGCAUGAACAGCCCCCACACCCACCCUCGCGCCACGGAGAUCAACUUCUCGCUGAACACCACUCUCCGCGGCGGUGUCUUAAUCGAGAACGGUGCCCGCUUUGCCGAGAUCGACAUCCGCCCCGGUACCGCGACCAUCUUCCCGCAGGGCGCUAUCCACUUCGAGAUGAACCCCUCCUGCGAGGAGGCGAUGUUCGUUGCCGGCUUCAACGGCGAGAACCCGGGUGUGCAGCAGGUCGCCCAGCGCUUCUUCGGUCUCCCCCCGGACAUCGUCGGCGCUGCCCUCGGUGGCCUCGGUGUCCAGGAGGUCCUCGACCUCGAGGCGUUCAUCCCCGACAACGUCAUCCUCGGUGUCGACGAGUGCCUCCAGCGCUGCGGCAUUGAGCGCACCGCCCAGCCCAACGCACAGCGCCAGCCCCGCGUCUCCGCGAACGCUUACCCGCCCACGAUCUCCGCGGUGAACGUCAACGAGCUUCCGGGCACUGACAGCCCUGCUGCUACCCAGCUUUACGCUGCUAAGGGCGCUGCACCCACCGGCUUCGCAGAUGACUUCGUCCCCCUCUGCGACUCUCCCUACGACUGCGAUGCCGCUGCCUCAUCCGUCCUCGCCACGGCCGCACCCCUGCCCACCGCCGCUGCCGCACCAGCUGGCCGCCGCGCUGUUGUCGAGGAGCGCUCGCCAUUCCCGGAGGUCACCCAGAUCGCGCUCCGCCGCUAA